Molecule: messenger RNA, 2671 nt
Organism: Cavia porcellus (domestic guinea pig)
Lineage: Eukaryota; Metazoa; Chordata; Mammalia; Rodentia; Caviidae
Gene: Ip6k3
Product: inositol hexakisphosphate kinase 3
Exons: 6
Coding region: 261-1466 (401 amino acids)
Biological process (GO): phosphatidylinositol phosphate biosynthetic process; inositol phosphate biosynthetic process
Cellular component (GO): cytoplasm; nucleus
Molecular function (GO): inositol hexakisphosphate kinase activity
Source: RefSeq, a predicted model, not a curated record
AGGCCACUGGGAGUGCAGACUGCCGGGCAGACCUUACCCAGCGCCUGAGCAGGCAGCCUGCUCUGAGUGAGACAGGCCUUUGCCCGACACAUGCAGGCAGUGGGCACUGCCAACCCAGACGCCUUUCCACAUACCCAGCCCCGGAAGGAUCCUGCGAGCCCAGCCAGGAGCAGCACAAAGACCUAGGAGCCAGAAGGUGACAGCAGCCUCAGGUCCCGAAGCAGCCGUUGCCACCAGCUUUGCCCUUCCCCUCGAGGCCCAUGGUCGUCCAGGACAGUGCAGACCCUGGGGACGCCCGGGGGGGUGUGCGGCUGGAGCCCUUCCUGCACCAGGUCGGGGGCCACCUCAGCGUGCUGCAGUACGAUGCACACACGGUGUGCAAGCCCCUCAUCUCCCGCGAGCAGCGCUUCUACGAGGCCCUGCCGCUGGCCAUGAAGCGGUUCACACCACAGUACAAAGGUACUGUCACCGUGCACCUCUGGAGAGACAGCAGAGGCCACCUCAGCCUGGUGGCCCACCCCCAGAAGGAGAACCGGGAACACUUCGAGGUGUCCCCAGAGUCCACGGCGGUGACCAUGUGGCAGACGCUCCAGCAGACCACAGGCAGUGGUGCGGGCGCCCGUCCACUGGCCCAGUGGCAGCACCAGCAGCGGGCACUUGUGCUCCAGGAGAGCCCCACCAAGGCACUGCUAAGGUCCGAGUUCCACUUCAGCACCCAGAUGUCCUCGAGGAUGGACGAUGCCCACGGGAGCCAGGCAGAGAGGAGGGGCUUUAACCCGUGGGGCUUGCUCUGCCAUCAGGCCCACCUGAGCCGCCUGUGCACAGAGUACCCAGAGGACAAGCGGCACCGCUUCUUGCUCCUGGAAAACGUGGUGUCGCCAUACACGCAUCCCUGCAUCCUGGACCUGAAGAUGGGGACCCGGCAGCACGGAGACGACGCCUCGGAGGAGAAGAAGGCCCGGCACAUGAGGAAGUGCGAGCAGAGUACCUCGGCCUGCCUGGGGGUGCGCAUCUGCGGCAUGCAGGUCUAUCAAACUGAUAAGAAGCACUUUCUCUGCAAAGACAAGUACUAUGGCCGAAAGCUCUCGGCAGAGGGGUUCCGUCAAGGCCUCUGCCAGUUCCUGCACAACGGAGCCCGCCGGCGCACGGAGCUCCUGCAGCCCAUCCUGCAGCGGCUGCAGGCCCUCCUCACGGUCAUCAGAGCCCAGAGCUCAUAUCGGUUCUACUCCAGCUCUCUCCUCAUCAUCUAUGACGGGCAGGAGCCACUGGAGAUGACCCCAGGUGGCCAGCAUCCUCCGGAAGCUCCACAGAUGGCCAAGGUUGACGUCCGGAUGAUCGACUUUGCUCACACGACAUACAAGGGCUCCUGGAAGGAGCACACCACCUACGAUGGGCCAGAUCCUGGCUACAUUUUUGGCUUAGAAAACCUCAUCCGGAUCCUGCAGGACAUCCAAGAGGGGGAGUGACGCUUCCUGGGACUCGACGGGACUCUCCACAGAUGGAUGAUGCAAAGGAUCUGCCGGCAGCUAGGUCACCCAGACGCCCGUUAGAUGUCUUUGCGAUAAUCAGAUCUGCCUUCCCAGCCGUCCCCACCCUUGGCAGGUGGCAGGCACAGCUGCUCAGGCCACGUGCCCCUGAGGCAGCUUCACCCACCCUGGUGGCUCCGGUGGUGCCGCCCAUCAGUCAGCGCCGGGCGUCGCUGUGUGCGUGAGUCAGAGGCCAGCACUGAAGUCACAGUCUGGAGAGUCUGCUGCGGGAAGGCUCUUGGCGGAGCCCAAAACCCUCCAGACAGAAGCCGAAAACAUGAGUUCCUGGGUAACACGUGAGGCUUGCACUUCUGUGGGCUGACUGAGCUAAUGGAUGUCUCCACCUUCCUACCAGGAGCCAGAGGUCGGGCAGCUUGGGCACAACAGAUUGACUAUCUGAUCUGCUUCAUGCCCAGCUUCUAACAGACAAGGACCCGGGCUGGGCAUAGCUCAGCUGCAGGGCAGGUGCUUUGCAUGUGUGACGCCCUGGGUUCAGCACAGCAAGUAAUAAUCAUAAUAGUGAUAUAGAUACAUAAAUGGCGGGCAUGGUGAUGCCCGCCUGUAAUUCCAGAUUCAGGAGGCAGAGGCAGGAUGAUUGCUGUAAGUUCGAGGUCAGGCUGGGCUACACAGUGAGUUCAAGGCCAGACUAAACUACAUGGUAGGGUCCUGUCUCAAAAAAGGCCAAAAGUAAACAAAAGAGUAAAUGGACAAGGCAAAGCCCAGGCCUGAACCCUGGUCGACUCAGAUCCAGAUUCCCCACUUCCUGCCUAGGGGGAGGACAGUCUUCACAGGUGUCUUGGUGCCCGCUGGAGAUGAUGAUUCUGCCACAUGGUGACCAUGAACUGACCCUGACCGUGAAAGGCAGCUUCCGUAGUCUCCAAUUGCGAUUUAUUUCCGUGGGGUUGGGACGGAGGAGUCACAAGAACCUGGAGCAGCCAGGAAUCCAGGAGUGAUGUUUACAAGACUGGUGGACAAGUGUGAGUCCGAGAUGAGAGCGAACAGCUCUAAUUAAUUCCUUCUUCUGUGGUGUGAAACCCAUUACAAUGCCCUUGAGUCAAGCCCUGGGAUCCGCGCCCCAAUUAGGGAAAUGAAUUUGUUAAUAAAACUGCUGAGGUCACCAGCGAUGACUGGCGGGCCUUAUCACC